AUGUCUGAAUCAACAGCAAUACAGUACACACCACUCCUCCUCAAAGCAUUCUCAGCAUGGAUAGCAUACCUGGGCGCUUCACACAUGGUCCGCGGCGUCACUCAAUAUCUCCCACCCAAUGAGCGCACCCAAAUCUCUCUAGAGACAACAUCUCAGCUUGACUCUCAAUACCGAUUCCUAGGAGCAACACUCAUUGGCUUCAGCGCCGCGCUAUGCUGGACCUCGUAUGAUAUUACGAAUAGACAGUUACCCUUGAAUAUUCUCAUGGCUGCUUUGUCGCUAAGCGGGGCUGGAAGACUUAUUUCGGGCUUCGCUUUUGGAUACAAGGUUCAGUGGACAAAAAAUGCUACUGUUACUGAGCUUGUUGUCCCGCCUUUGGUAUACUGGUUUGGAAUUCGAAACUAUUGA
Messenger RNA from Fusarium sp. VM40, 408 nucleotides. The record is from the annotation of a GenBank genome assembly. NCBI's taxonomy places the organism in Eukaryota, Fungi, Ascomycota, Sordariomycetes, Hypocreales, Nectriaceae.